This is a messenger RNA of Impatiens glandulifera, 1395 nucleotides long. Its product is annotated as E3 ubiquitin-protein ligase HOS1-like. Bases 1 to 1380 code for a protein of 459 amino acids. The transcript is spliced from 6 exons. Lineage: Eukaryota; Viridiplantae; Streptophyta; Magnoliopsida; Ericales; Balsaminaceae. The record is from RefSeq and is a predicted model, not a curated record. Gene Ontology annotation, biological process: protein ubiquitination. Gene Ontology annotation, molecular function: ubiquitin-protein transferase activity.
AUGGAUUUUAUCACCGCCGGUGUGGCGGUGGCGGCCGCCUCCUAUCAGCAACUAAACUACAACCUAAGUCGUGUCCAGACAAAGGAGGCAUUGGAGCAUUUGGCAUCUAUAGAUUUGAUUGAGCUGUGCAAUGAAGCCAAAAUUGAACGCUGUCGGGCAACAAGAGACUUAAGAAGCUGUGGGCGCUACGUUGAAAAUGUACUGAAUACAUGUGAACAUGCAUCUUUGUGUACAGAAUGUUGUCCGCGGUGUGAUAUUUGCCCAAUUUGUAGAGUUCCAAUAACAAGAAAUGGAAACAAACUUUGCCUUCGCCUGUACUAUGAAUGCAUAGAAGCUGGCCUCAUUUCGAAGAAGUGUGAUGACAGGUUUCAGGAGAAAGAAGGUGGUGAGAAACAGCUAACUGCUGAUAUUGAACGACUCUAUUCUUUGUUUGAUGUUGCUAUGGAGAACAACUUGGUCUCGCUUAUUUUUCAUUAUGUUACAGAUGUUUGCAUGGAUGAAAGUGCUGUAUCCAGUGAUCCCGUCAUUGCUUUUUUAUUGGAUGAAGUAGUUGUCAAGGAUUGGUGCAAGAGAACAUUAAAGAAUAUUCUUUCUGAACUGAAAGGCAUAUACAGUCUUGCAACAAAUGAAAUGAGAACAAUGUUAAGUUCACUUCUAAAGAUUUCAGUGAAGCUGGCUGGGGUAUCUGGAGUUAUUGAAGUUCUAGAAUCAUCAUUUAAGGGGACCCUUUCAGCACAGGUUCAUGACCUGCACCUGCUGCAGGAGAGCAUAUUAAAGACAAAGCAGCACAUGGAAAUGAUGAUAUGGUGCAUAAGGCAUGAUUUUCUUGAGAAUAUCAGUCAUCGUUAUAGUGGUUUUGCGUCAUGGCGUAAUUCUGUCCGUGAAAGGAAAGAAGCUGCCACUAGGCGAUCAUGGCCAGAAUCAUUGAAUAUCUCUGCAGAUUCCUCGAGAAAUGGGAGUGGAACUCUUUUUAUUGAAGAUGCUCUGUCAAAUGUGGAGAUAGAACAAAGUUACACACUUGGGAUUGGCGGGGACAUAGAAAUUGCAGCCUUGCAAAAGGGUGGAAGCUCUUCAUUUUUCAGGUCUAAAAUAGAGGGUAUGGCCGGAUGCUACCCAUUUGAGAAUCUUCGAGCUGCUGCUGAUAUACUCUUUUUACAUGGGAGUUCUGACCUGGUGGUUGCAAAGCAAGCAAUAUUUCUCUAUUACUUGGUUGAUAGACAUUGGAACAUGCAAGAUGCUGAAUGGAGACUCAUCAUAGAUGACUUUGCUGCUACAUUUGGGGUAACCAGGCAUUCAUUACUGGAGUCUUUUGUCUUCUAUAUGCUGGAUGACCACACAGAUGAAGCCAUGCAAGUAAGUUUCUUAUAUUGUUUAGCUUGAACUCAAAUUUUGCUU